Molecule: messenger RNA, 399 nt
Organism: Gopherus flavomarginatus (Mexican gopher tortoise)
Lineage: Eukaryota; Metazoa; Chordata; Testudines; Testudinidae
Gene: HOATZ
Product: HOATZ cilia and flagella associated protein
Exons: 5
Coding region: 1-399 (132 amino acids)
Biological process (GO): cilium assembly
Source: RefSeq, a predicted model, not a curated record
AUGGAGACGGCGCUGGGCUCCGCGACCUCCCUCACGCCGCCCGGACUGAUGGUCUUCGCCGGCUCCGCCGAGCGCGACGUGGCCUUUGCCAAGGUCUUCUGGGACUCGGUGACCCUGCAGCCCCCGCUGGAGUCCCGCCUGGGCCCCGCGUGGCCGCGGCCUCGCGAGACGCAGAGAAAUAUUGCUUUCCAGAUUCCAUCAGACAAUAACAAGAGUGAACAGAUAAUCCUGGAAGCUCACAAGGCUCAGAAAGCUGAAGAAAAAGAAAAAUAUCUUCAGAAGGCCAAGAGGAGGGAUGAAAUACUUGCUUUACUGUGGAAACAAAGAGAAGAGAGGAUCAGAAAAGAUCAGAUAUCUUGUCUGCAUAAACCAAAGACCAAAACACAUCAAGUAAGGUAA